Messenger RNA from Zygotorulaspora mrakii, 1881 nucleotides. It is a transcript of the gene NSP1, whose product is annotated as FG-nucleoporin NSP1. Gene Ontology annotation, molecular function: structural constituent of nuclear pore; phospholipid binding. The transcript has a single exon. Bases 1 to 1881 code for a protein of 626 amino acids. Gene Ontology annotation, cellular component: nuclear pore central transport channel; nuclear pore. NCBI's taxonomy places the organism in Eukaryota, Fungi, Ascomycota, Saccharomycetes, Saccharomycetales, Saccharomycetaceae. The record is from RefSeq and is a predicted model, not a curated record. Gene Ontology annotation, biological process: protein import into nucleus; RNA export from nucleus.
AUGUCAUUCGGUGCAAAUUCUUCCGGACAAGACAACAAGUCAUUAUUCCAAGGCCAAGAAAAAAAGAGUAACAACAGUGACAACACAUCUGUCUUUUCUUUUGGAGGUGCAGCUCAAGGGACUACCUCCAAUCCCGGCCUGUUUGGAGCAAAAGUCGAGCAAAAAGGUGUGCCUUCGAAGCCUACAUUACUGAAUCUGGGUGGUGCACAAAAAGCUACAGCUCCUGUAAAUUCAGACAACAAGUCACAACCGGCUACAUCAUCUUUCAAUUUGGGACCUACUUCGAAUGAUUCUGUCAAAGCACCGAGUAAUACACUCUUUAGCUCUAAGACAACUAAUAAUGCUGCACCAAUAAGUUUUGGUGGUGCCGCCAAAACAGAUAAUUCAAAUACGUCGGCGAAACCACUUUUCAGCUUCAGCACGACAGGUACAACAGAUGCGUCUUCGAAAAAGGAAGCUGAAAUAGCAAAACCUGCGAGCCAGGCUGCUUCAUCUAAUGAUAAAAAGCAGGAUGAUAAACCGAUACCAUUCUCCUUUGGUGCUACAAACGGAAAUGAAAAUAGUUCAGAGAGUAAACCUGCCUUCUCUUUUGGUGUCAAUGCUAAUACUAAUACAAAACCUAGCCUAUUCUCUACCGAAAAAAAAGAUGACACAUCUCAAUUUUCCUUGGGCUCCAAAGUGCAAGACAACAAACCAACACCCGGAUUCUCUUUUGGUUCGAAAGAUAGCUCGGAUAAGAAGGAAGGAAGCGAAACAGCAAAUCCAGCUCCAUUUUCUUUUGGCUCAAAAGCUCAAGAUAACAAGUCGACUCCUGGAUUUUCGUUUGGUGCAAAAAAUAGCUUGAAUAAGAACGAAGGAACUGAAACUGGAAAACCAGCGUUCUCUUUCAACAGCAAGGUAGAAAACAAUAUCGCGAACCCCUCGGUACCAUCCCUAGGUACAGCGAAGCCCAAUGAUGAGAAGAGAGACUCUUUAGCAAGUUCAGGAUUCUCCUUUGGGGCAACGAAGCCUUCUGUCGAGAAACAAGCAGCAACCUCGAAGACAGAGACAAAAGGCUUUUCAUUUAGUGGCGACAAAUCUACUACCCAAAAGGCAGAUAGUGCUCCAGAUGGUUCACAGGGUGGCUUCUCUUUUGGCACACAGAAGCCAAAUGAAAAGGAGAAGCUGUCAUCCACAGGUGCAUUCUCAUUUGGAACUAAGAAAAAUGAGGUGAAAAAGGAAAGUGUUGAAUCAAAUUUAGCAGAACAUAAGUCUAAUGGACAGUCCCUGAAUCCAAAAACAAUCGAGCCGGUGCCAAUUUCACUUGAUAAUAAAACUUUAGAUGAUUUGAUCACCAGAUGGACAGAACAGUUAUCUGGUGCGGGAGCUCAUUUCAACGAGUUCUCCAAAAGGAUUAACGAAUGGGAUCAGGUCUUGGUUAAAGGUGGCCAACAAAUCAAUCAACUAUACUCAGAUACUCUGCUUGCGGAGCAAACUCAGAAUAGAAUCGAUCAAUCGCUCCAGUAUGUAGAGAGACAACAAGAUGAAUUGGAAGCCUUUCUUGACAAUUACGAGAGCAAAACAGAAGCCUUGCUCUCUGAUGUCCUCUCUACAAGCGGUAAUGGUGCUGCGAACAACAAUGAUCAAAAAAGGCAGCAGGCUUACCAUACGGCAGAAACUUUGGAUGAAAACCUGAAUUCGCUUUCCUUGAAUCUCUCUUCUUUGAUAUCAGAGAUAAAUGAGGUAAGCAACACGUUCAACAAAGCUACUGCAAUAAAUUUGCGUAAUAAAGAUGAGAACACACAAUUAAUUAAGAUCUUAAAUUCACAUCUGGAUGCUUUGAAAUUAUUGGAGAACAACUCAUCAACAUUAGAACAGAAGAUCAAGCUGAUCGGUAAAUAG